Cucurbitaria berberidis CBS 394.84 is the source of this 9486-nucleotide messenger RNA. RefSeq lists its product as uncharacterized. Gene Ontology annotation, molecular function: protein serine/threonine kinase activity; protein binding. The coding region runs from base 371 to 9283 and encodes 2970 amino acids. The transcript is spliced from 7 exons. NCBI's taxonomy places the organism in Eukaryota, Fungi, Ascomycota, Dothideomycetes, Pleosporales, Cucurbitariaceae. The record is from RefSeq and is a predicted model, not a curated record. Gene Ontology annotation, biological process: DNA repair.
CACCUCUAACAGGAGCUCAGCACAGCUUUCGUCUUCUUUACGAGUUACUGGAGACCUCGAACGAAUUGCGACGAGUACGACAGGUCGAUCAAGGUAUACAGGACGUCUUCAGUCACUUGCUGACCUACACGGGAAAGACGCCAAAACUGAUUCUUACCCGGGAUAUCUCGCUCGACUGGUGAAUCUCCGCAAGAGCUCCGCACCCGCCGCAACUAAAGGAGAGAAGGCCACUGCGAUCUUAGGACGGUCGCAUGAUUUCUGCGACUAUGUCUGGCUCAUAAACCUGCGCCAAUUAUCCUUUCGCGCUGGCAAUGACCCAUUUCCCUCGCACUUGUUCUCAGACGGCUAGGCACUGCAAACGGAUGCCAGCAUGGGUGCAACAAACAUACAGGAUGCGAAACUCCUUAUCCAGUCUUCGCGCGUGCUUGACCGUACAGCCGGCCUAAAGGACCUCGUUCAUAUCCUCAAGCACAACCGCGGGAAGCCCAGCCUCGAGGCUCUUGGCAAUAAAGCCUAUCUAGCACUCUGCGAGACUCUUUUCCAAUGUAUACGAGACGAGCGGUCGUCGUUCCUCCGCAGCAAAUCCAAGUCAGCCAGAACUGCCGCGCUUCUUCCCCUCUCGGCCUCAGCAUUGCGCCAUGUCAUUGCCUCCGGCGUGCGAACGAUCAAGGGCUCCACCGUAGAGCUCAUCAUAGACACCAUAAUCGAGGUACUUCCGGGACAGGAUGGCCUAAUCAAGCCUCUACUCGAAGAAAUUCCCAAGACACUACGAUCACUGCUCGAGUAUCAGCCGCACGUCGAGCGUCUCUCCAAAGACUGCUGGGACGCUGCAGUCCACUUUUGUAUCGAUUCAUUGGCAGGAAUUGUUGCUGAGCCGGAAGUUGAGCCGCAGGACAGCUGGAGUACUAAUGUUUCCAGUCGAGCCCGAACCCCGCUUGAGCCUACAGAUGUGACCCUGCCGAGAGCCAGCCCUCGAAUACCAGUAACGAGAACCAAGACAGUCUCCGAUGAGUAUGCUCACUCAAUAGAAGAUUUUGUACACUGUCUUCAUCUACUCGUCAAAGCUUCAAAUGCCCCAUUGCUAGACAAAGCCAAGGACGUCUUGAGCGCAUUGCUGCAGUUCCUACAGCGAAGGACCGGGCGUGGUAAUAUCGCUGCCGCCGCGCUUGCUGCGAUCAAUUCGGUCCUCGCUCGAACAACACUACAAUCACUUGAACUUACCAAGCGUACCGUGCAAGAGCUCCUUCCUUUGAUGAAGUCCAUGUGGUCUGAGCUUAUAACUAGGGAAGAGAUAAUGAUCACUCUGAUGCAUACUGAAGCACACAUCUCGAGUCUUCUAGCUGACCCCGAAGAUGAGACCACCCAUCUAGAUCUUGAAGCGCUCGUUGAGGCUAUCUAUGGCGACUACCGACGCAGACAUGAGACGACGGCGCAUCAAUAUCUUGAAGAAGACCACCUUUGCUUUCGGCAUUUGGGUCGAGCUAACCAGGAUACACAUCCUCUGAACACUUGCGCAUUCUCUAUGGAGACAGAGCAUCAGCGUUUUGAGGGAUUGUGGAGUAUCGUGUCUACUAUUGCACGCUUCUCAUUCAUGCUCGAUGGAAGGAGGCAGACCAUCACUCUCGACCAUAGCGACAUAGAAGAGAGUACUAGCAAACGCCUCCGUGUCACUCAACUCUUCCCAGAAUACCUUCGCCACGUCCUUGUACCUAGAUCCAAUGCUAAACGGGCAGCGCUACAAGUCGUCGCUUUUAUGGUCCAAGAAGGGCCCGUUGACGAAGAUGGUCUUCUAUCAAUGUUGGAGAAGCUCAUUUCAUGUAUUUCUGACGAAAACCCUGUGCAUUCGGUAUGGGCAAUGAUAGGUUUGGCUGGGGCUGCACUUCAACCGUCUGCAAGGCACGCGACUCUUCUACCAUACUGGAUCUCUGCUUGGCAAAGCGCUUCUCGCGCCGUCACGUCUAUUUCGAUAUCCCGUGCGGCGUGUCAUCUCAUGGACGUUCUCCUCAGACUCGGCAUUGUGCCUUUCUCCGCUGUUUCGGAAACUGUUCAGUCCAUGCUAGUAUCGAUCGAAUUAAGCGGUCCUGCGCUUCUCACAGAAACAAGUUCGUCUUUGUUGACCACCAUCAUCCGAGAGCGAAUCAAAGAGAACCCAACACAUUUUAACUCUACGGCAGAAAGGAUCCUAAAUUGGCUUCUUAACAAGUGGACUCCUAGUCUCUGGUCCGAGCGGACUUACUCCUCACUCAACGCGCACCACUGCAACGCCCGCGAUGUGCUACGCGUUCUUUAUGCCUGUCUAGACAGGCCUUUUGGUGUGGCAACAUCAGCGCCUUUCCUAGUGUUAGGACCCAUCGCACAAGCCAGAACGCGAAAUGUUCGUUACAAAGACCUAGCACAGUACCUUUUGCUUCUUGAUACCAAGGAAGAACAUUUGGUUCAGGCGAAGGCUUCACAGGCCAAACCAACCGAGGUCGUUUCCGAACAUCAUCCCACGCAAAUAGAAAACAGGAUCCUCGACUUCUGUCUCUCUGAACUGGACAAAGCGAGGCAUCGCUGGAAGGACAUGGGUUCCACCAACGGUGCGGGCAUAACAUCAGACAUGAUGCGCAUCGUCACUAAUUUGUGCAUCGUUGCGCCUGCUAUCGCGACCUUGGCCGACCCUGACGAUCAUCGCGUCUCCACUUUGGAGUCCUCGGUCACUAGCUUGAGCAAAUCCUUUGUCAACAACCUGACCAAGCCCCAAACCGAGCAGUACAAGAUCGAUGCUGUACUCGUAACCUGUACCAAAAGUCUUCCUGAUAUUAGCAACUUACCAAAUUUGACUUCCGAUGUUUUCAAACAAGCAGGCGUUUGUGUGCUUUCUCAGCACCUCUCGAAAGCACUUGGCGACCGCAGAGAGGUCAAACAGUCAUUAUAUGUGGAAGAUGAGGAUUUCAUGGAUGUUGAUGAUGAUGAAAACUCGCAAAUGACUGUGGGUCAAACUGGCUCUGAAGUCGAUGUUCCGCGACACGAUGUGCAAGCAGAAAGCGACGCAUCCGCUUUGCGUGCUUCGUGCUCAGCGUAUUUGCAUUUGGUCUCUUCGAUCGCGGAUAGCACCGCAAUGGAACACCAUCAACUUCCUUCGAAAUUCGUGGAUUAUCUGAUCGCCCUUCACGAGAGCGAACUUCUUCGAUCCCGUCAGUUUUUACGCGCGCUCUGGAGCAGUGAGCUCAAGAUAUCACGAAGCGACUGUCUGAGUCUUCUAGAACGGUUCAGUGAGGCUCUUAUUGAUCCCCGCGCACGUGAAUACAACACGUCUGAAGUCGCCAAUGGUAUGUUAGUAGAGGUUUUGAUAGGCACUGCGCUUGUCUGGGUCCCUGAUUCGACCGAUCGAGAGGGUCAGGAUCUCUAUGAAAACGUUGAGGCGUUAUAUGCGUACUACGUCAAGGAGAUGGAGAAAGGAGGAGUCCGAAGAUCUGCGAAUUUACAACAAACUAUCGCUACCUUCCUACAAGGACUUCUCAGGCACCACCCGGAUUUCGGUCAAACCCGCAGGGUUCCUUCGGUACGGACUAGUCUUUUUGAACUUCUGUCACGAGGUGAAAUGACUGUGAAGUAUCACAUCGCCGAGCGCUUACCAAGAAUGUUCGAGGAUUUUGUACUAUCCGAGCACAAUAAGAUCUUGCAAGACGUUGACAGCAGCUUACCUGGCAAUGAUGAUGGCAUUGAAGGCAUUGCGGUCCGAUUACUCGUGCUGUCCAAACUGGCGGCCCGAUGGCACACCCUUCUACGCCAGAGCAUCUAUCGUAUUUUUGCGACAGCGGGCGCCGUAUCAGGAGCUGCGUGGCAUGCCAAAGUCUGCAUCUCCAAUGUCGCUCACGCGAGAGGCCUUGAGAACUCACAGUGCCUAUUCCGUCUCUUCGCACCCCAGAUCAUCUUCACUUGGUUGGAUCGAGAACGAAAGAUCGCUGAUAUACCGUUUCUGACAUUUGGCUACACGACGCUCCUAGACCUUCUGCAAGAUAUCGAAGCUGAAGCAGUGGGACAGGCUAUGAUGCUUGGCCUGAAGGGUGAGGUGGAAUACCUAGCAAGUCAAUUAGGAGCCACAGCACCAGAAAUCCUGUCAAAGAAUAUCGGCAAGGCGGCCGCAUACACAAUCGCAUGGGACACGUGUAGAGGCUUUGCUAGAAACAAGGCUGCGCCAAGCUUCGCUAAUUUGCUAAAGGAGAUGAUCGGGGCCGAUAAAUACUACGAAUUGGUACAGAAACACUUCCCUCAAGUGCUAGGGCAGAUAUUUCAGACCAUUGAUCACGAAGAACGCAUCAGUAACUCUUUGGACAAGAAACCACCCUUUAAUGCAGCAGCGAAACUGAUCACGGAGAUGACCAGAAUUAGCCACUCGGCACAAGGUCUCGACAUCGGCAUCGAGCCUUCGUUCUCCGCCUUCUAUCUACCAGAUCAAUUGGAACGUUUAUGCCGGCGGACAGCGGACGAUCCCGCGAGCUUCUGGACACCGAGUAACUACACAUAUGUGAUGCGAUCUCUUCUCGAUCGCAUACAUCCCGCUCUGGGCUCACUUUUCGCUCGAUCUAUGAUUCGUAAAAUCCGGAUUGUGGUUGCUCUUGCCGGGCCAAUAGCUUAUGAAGGCUACCCACUUCAGAUGACACUCCAAUCCUUGCGCCCUUUUCUUACCGAUGUGCAGUGUGCAGAAGAUACAGUAGGAAUUAUGCAAUAUCUCUUUGAGCAUGGUUCCCAAUAUCUCCGACAGCAUCUCAGUUUCAUCACAGGCAUUGGACUGUCAAUUCUUAUCUCUGUCCGAGUAUUUUUAGGCUCAUCCCAGGACAGCACGACCCAGCAAUCACAACACGUGGCGACCAUGAAUGCAGCGAACCGAUUCCAUACUUGGCUCACUGAGUACCUCAAGAACCAUGCGCAUGCGAUCACUACGACCGAACGAUCAUCUGCUGUAAAGGCCUUCAGGCUCAUCACUACCGCCGCCUCCCAAGUCAAUGCGGAAGGCAAUUCUAUUCGUGGUAGCGAAGAGAGCAAGCUGCUCCUUGAGAUAUUAGACGAUGCAAAGUCGGGUCGCAAACUCCUCAACAAAACGUCUCGCGAAGUUGCGCUCGAUCUACUUUGUCAAAACUUCAAGCCUGCUCCAUCGGCCCGCGACGACGUUCUAGGUCGCGACAUCGAUGCCGCUGAGUAUGCGCCCCUCGUUUGGGAAUCGUGUCGAAGGAGCAAUGUUGGUGACGGUUACCUGUUGUGGACAGCAAGGGUACUCGGUCGCGCAUUUAGUGCUCACGGAGAAGUAAAGAGAAACGCUACGCAACACUUGCCAUGGGCUUCAUUGGGACAAUCAUCCAAGGACUCGCUCGGGAAAACGUCAAGAGAGGCAAUUGUUCGAGAAGUCAUAGAUCUAUUCUACAGCGACAACCGUAGCGAAGUUAGCCUGGCAGAGGAUGUUAUUAGACGCUUGGUUUCUCGUCUCUCCGAUGCAGAUUCCCAAUAUAUUGCAGAAAUGCACCGAGUUAUUCCUGAAGCCAUUGGGAAAGCACUUGGCCUCUACAUGCCUCAAGACUCAGAGCUUCUACCAUCCCCAGAAGGGCUCAGCCAGGCAGUCUCACCAACCAGCACCAAGGCCGUGACCACCUGGAUUAGAGACCUUGCGAUUGCGUUAUGUAGAGGUUCCGCAAAUGAACCCAUACUCAGCGCGCUUCCCAAAUUUCUUCUAGGAAUUGACCACAUGGCUGGAAAGCUAUUACCGUACAUCCUGCAUCUUGUACUGCUGGAUGAGUUUGACGGAGACCGUAAUGUCCGCGACAUCAUGUCGGACGCAACAAUGAGGUGGUUCCGCGACUGUGACACUACGACAGCACCAUACGUUCGAAUUCUCAUUCAAUCCAUUCUUCAUCUCCGCAGUCAGCCAGUUCCAACGGAGGUCACAAGAGUGGAUCGGGACCGCUGGCUCGAAGUAGAUUUUCUGAUCGCCUCACACGCCGCGAACGUCUGCAGUAUGUACAGAUGUGCUCUGUUAUUCGCAGAGACAUCGUCUGGUCAAUCAAUAGUCAAAAACAGUACGAGGCGCACUUCUGUUCUAGUGGAUCCUCCUCGUAUACCGCUAGAACUUCAGCUUUCCAUCUACAAGAACCUUGACGAGCCCGACUCUUUUUAUGGCGUUGACCGAGGAUCAAGUCUUUUGUCCGUCGUGGACCGUCUCGAUUACGAAGGAGAUGGUGUCAAAAGCCUUUUAUUUCGUGGCGCUCGACUCGACAGCCAGAUGCGCCGACUCAAUGAGUUCGAGCCACCAGAUACCCGGGGUACAGUCAAGUCACUCAUCAUGCUAAACAUGAACAGCGUUACACAUUCUCUGCUAUCGAAUGGCCAGUUCCGGGAUAUAGGGGACGAUAUCGUUGAAAGCACUCUUCACACAGCGCGCAAGCUUGGGCAUUGGGACAUCAAGGCCCCAGAAGUGAACCACACCGAGUCCAGCACUCUUUUCAAAGCGUUCCAGGGGCUACAUUUUGCCAAAAGCGCAACAGAGGCCCAAGAGAACUUUGAUCGCCAGCUUUUAGUCACGAUGGGCUUCCUAUCGGGAAGGAAUAGCUCUUCAGUGCCUACAAAGGUUCGCUUGCGGACGUUGGGAGCUCUGACAGAGGCGGACGAGAUUAUUAGAGCCGAACGGUCGGAACAUCUUCUUGAUACCUGGGACCGCAUGAAAGCUCGGGAGAAGUGGAUGCGAGCCGGCGAAUUCAACGACGUGCGCCAACUUCUUUCUUGUCGCGAAACGCUUUUCAAUGUACUUAGCUCAAACGCUGUGCUCGUAGACUCGCUACGCGUAAGGACCGCGACUGUUCGUGGUAUGGAAGUCGAAGCUCUUGUCUCAUCUUCCACCGUCUGCCGGAAGCACGGCGCACUUCAAGAGUCUUUAGCCAGCGUAACAUACCUUUCUGACAUUGUGCCGGAAUGCAAGUCUAUAGGGCUCGACAUUGAUGCCACAGCUCAACAUGAAGUGGCCAAUGUUCUGUGGGAACAAGGCGAGACUGAGAUAUCAAUACGCAUGCGACAGCAUCUCAUUGAUCAUGCCGACUUUGACUCUCAGAACAUAGAUCUGAGUCUGCCUGUGCUACUCGCAAGACUCGGUCACCAUUUGGCUGAGGCUCGCCUUGCAAAGCCUGACACUAUAAUGCGAGACUAUCUCGAGCCCGCGAUACGCGAGCUGAAGGGUCAGAAGCAGGGUUCUGGUCCAGGUCAGGUCUUCCACGAAUUCGCGCUCUUCUGUGACAAGCAGCUCCAGAAUCCAGAAGCUGCGGAAGACAUGGAGCGUAUCAAAACCGUUAUGGAUCGGAAGUUACAAGAGUUCCACGAGUUCACAAAACUCUCCAAGACAGACAAAAGCAAAGGCAUGCGAGACACGUAUCAUCGGAGCGCUCGAAGAGCGAAAGGCUGGUACGACCUUGACAAUGCUGAAUACGAGAGGAUGCGGAAGGGCCGUGAACAAUUCUUGCGACAAUGUCUGGAGAACUAUCUCUUGUCAUUGUUCGCCAGUGACGAGUACAACAACGACGCCCUCCGCGUAUUUUCCCUUUGGCUAGAGUACUCUGACACCGACCUGGCCAACGCAGCUGUCCAGACCUACCUCAAAGACGUUCCCAGCGGUAAGUUUGCCUUGCUCAUGAAUCAGCUAUCAUCCCGUUUGCAAGCGGAGGACAGUGCUUUCCAGCAGCUCCUGAUGGCCCUUGUGUUCCGCAUUUGCGUAGAACAUCCUUAUCAUGGCAUGCACCAGAUCUUCGCCAUACAGAUGAAAGUCGGCGCAAUCACAAGAGAAGAUGUCGUACGAGCCAAGGACGAGUCGGCACGAUCGCGCCAGAAAGCUGCAACAGGACUUGCGAAUGCGCUUAGCAAUGACAAGCGGGCACGAACAUAUUGGAGUUCAAUCUUUCAGUCCAACGAGAUCUAUCACCAUCUCGCAAUGUUCAAGGGCGAGAAAGAGAGCACGCAGCAGGGUCGAGAGCUCCCGCUCGACAGGUACAAGGAGUCGAAAGACUUGGUCAGUAAGAUACCGAAGCUUAACAUUCCGCCAGCCACACUACAGAUUGAGGUCAGACCCAACAUGAACUACACUGAUCUACCGAGAAUUCAGUCGUUCAAGCCAACAAUGAGCAUUGCCAACGGAUUGAGCGCGCCCAAGGUCAUUACCGCGAAGGGGACCGACGGAAAGCCAUAUAAGCAGUUGUUCAAAUCCGGGAAUGAUGAUCUCCGUCAAGACGCUAUAAUGGAGCAAGUAUUCGAUCAAGUUUCGCGACUCUUGAAGAACCACACAGCAACACGAAUUCGCAAUCUAGGUAUCCGCACCUACAAAGUCCUGCCACUAUCUACUCGCUCAGGCCUCAUGGAGUUCGUGCAAAACACCAUUCCUUUGCACCUUUGGGUCAUGCCAGCGCACGAAAAGUAUUAUCCAAACGACUACAAACCCGACAGAUGCCGCAAAGAAAUCGGCGCAUGCCAACAAGACUCCCUUACCACACGCGUAAAAGUUUGGCAAAAGGUCACAAAUAAUUUCCAUCCCGUUCUGCGCUACUUCCUCCUCGAGCGCUUCCAAGACCCGGAUGAAUGGUUUGAGCGCCGCCUAGCCUACACACGCUCCACGGCUGCUAUCUCCAUCCUGGGCCAUGUUCUCGGUCUCGGCGAUCGACACUGUCACAAUAUCCUCUUGGAUGAGAAGUCCGGCGAGAUAGUACACAUUGACCUAGGUGUGAGUUUUGAAGCAGGACGUGUGCUGCCGGUGCCCGAGGUUGUGCCUUUCCGGCUUACGCGCGACAUGGUGGAUGCGAUGGGGUACACGAAAACGGAGGGGGUAUUCAGGAGGUGUUGCGAGUUUACCAUGGAUACGCUUAGGGAGGAGAGGGAGAGUAUCAUGACACUCCUCAACGUCCUGCGCUACGAUCCACUUGUGAAUUGGAGCAUUACGUCUACGAAAGCAAAGCGUAUGCAGGAAGGCAAUCAGGACACAGCUGCACCAAAUGGAACGGCGCGUUCCACCACCGUUGCGCCUGGAGGUACACCCGCUCCUUCAGGCGCCCCGGUGGCGUCAGGACAGGUCGUUGGUGAGGAAGUCGUCCAAGAAAGCAACAAGAAGAAAGAGAAAGAGGAGCAGGCUGGUGAAGCUGGCAGAGCAUUGAGCGUGGUGGAGAAGAAGCUCAGUAAGACGUUGAGUACAAAGGCGACGGUCAACGAGCUUAUCCAGCAGAGUACUGAUGAGCGAAAUUUGGCGGUACUGUAUAUGGGGUGGGCAAGCUAUGCAUAGUUUUUCGUGUAUCUAUGAUUUUCUUCGUGUGUACAAAGAAUAGGGAACUUGCAAUCGAUUGAGCGCGGCGUUGGGCGAAACAUGGAUUAGGUCCUAGUAUAUAUAUUUAAUACUGGACUUGAAGGGACUUGCCUUAUUGUAAAGCCUGAAUGGAUUCACAGCCUCAUGAGGGAGUAGCUAAACUAGCUAACAGUAGAGCCUGG